Eupeodes corollae is the source of this 504-nucleotide messenger RNA. RefSeq names its product cytochrome c oxidase subunit 6C-like. NCBI's taxonomy places the organism in Eukaryota, Metazoa, Arthropoda, Insecta, Diptera, Syrphidae. Bases 181 to 420 code for a protein of 79 amino acids. The record is from RefSeq and is a predicted model, not a curated record. The transcript is spliced from 2 exons.
AUGUGUAGGUAAGGCUGUUCUGUCAGUUACUGUCUUACCGACACCUUUUGUUGCGAAAACAAAUCUAACCUCAACCAACUUCAUACUCUUAUAUCCAUUAUCAUUUUUCUGACAUUUCUUAAAAAAAUUCUGUUCUUGACAAAAGUCAGUUUUAUCAUUAGAAAGUGAACAGUACUCAAAAUGUCCGACGCUCCAGUAUCUGCAGGAUCAAUCCCAAAGCCCAUGCUCAGGGGAUUGCAUAAUGCCACCAUCAAGAGGAAUUUGGGAAUUGCCGUAGGUUUGGUGUUCACCGUUUCCAUGCUCUUCAAAGUUGCCGUCAAGGACCCAAGGAAAGAUGCCUAUGCUGAAUUCUACAAGACCUACGAUGCCCAAAAAUCAUUUGAAAAAAUGAAGGCUGCUGGUGUUUUCCAAUCGUGUUAAAAAUAUGAAAACUGUCUUAAUCAUUAAGGUUUAAAGUGAAUUAAUACUUAUAAAGCAAUAAAAUGCUAUAAGGAAAUAAAAUAA